Messenger RNA from Rhopalosiphum padi (bird cherry-oat aphid), 1801 nucleotides. RefSeq lists its product as uncharacterized. The transcript has 11 exons. Bases 296 to 1729 code for a protein of 477 amino acids. Lineage: Eukaryota; Metazoa; Arthropoda; Insecta; Hemiptera; Aphididae. The record is from RefSeq and is a predicted model, not a curated record.
ACUGUAAAACCCUUUUAUGUUACACCAAUUAAUAGCUUAAAGUUAGGUAUUGCUUCUGUUUCAAAUUUGUCAAAUAACUUUUUAAUAUGCGAUGUAAAUAAGUUUGGUUUAAAAAAAUACAUGUUACUUAAUACCAAUGAUAGUAAAACUAAUAAUAAUACAAUUGCUUUUCCUAUAUUACAUUUUUAAUAAAAAUAAUUUUAAUUAUUUUAUGUAUGUAAAAAUUUUUUUAUUGUAAUAUUUGUUUAUUGUUAUUAUUAUAUUGUAUAAUUAAAUUGAACAGUUGCUGUAUAUAAUGGAAUAUUCUGUUGUUCAUUUUAUUGAUGAGAAUACUGUAGAAGGUGUUCCUAAGAGCUGGGUUACGGAAAAUGGGACAUGUGCUUGGCCAUGUAAUCAAAACAAUGCCCGUAAAAUGAUCGAGCAUAAAUAUAAACCGAAUAAACAAGAAUUUAAAUUUUAUAAAAUAAGAGAAUUAUGUUCAAACAUAAAAACUUUAGCAGAAGCUCGGUUCAAAGCUAAACGUGCUGAGCUAACUUCUGACCUGUCAGAUGACGAUAUCAAGAUUAAAAAACGGCCUGUAUCUGCAAAAUGUCCUGUAUUUUCAGAUUCUGAUGAACAAGAAAUUAUGGCUAUACCAGUAGUACAUGAAAGUAAAAACGGAAAAAAACAAGAUUCUGAUGACAAUGAAAUCAUGGCUAUAUCAGUACAUAAAAGAAAAAACAAAAAUAUUCUAGAAACAAAGAUGACAAAAAUUGUCAAACAUCAUUUAGAAGAAUUUGAAAAACCCAUUAAUGAUGUUCCAGAUUUUAAGUCAAGCAGUAAUAUAGCAUCUGAACAUAAAUUGAAAAAUCUGAAAUAUAAUCAAGAGGUAUUUCAGGGUUUCAAGGUAGAUAAGUUUAAAAAGCCUGGAUGGUCACCUUCGCCAAAUAAAAUACAAUGUAUACUUUCUCCAAAAGAUAGUGAACAAUGGUCACCUUUUAAAAAUAAUUCAGAUCAACUUGUACUGAAGAAUACAACUACUCAAAGCAGUUUUAAAAAAAUUAAUCCUGACUACAAUGAUGCUACUGAGAAUUUAACUUUUAAAAGAAAGCUUUCUUACGAAAGUAGUUCAAAGUCAAAUAGCUUAUUGUUUCUGGACAAUAUUUCUGAUAAUUCUGAGAGUAAAAAACCAAAAUCUCCUUCAGUUGGUGCUGAAUGUACUGAUAGUGAAUUCAAAAAACAGAUCUUACGUCAUAUAAUGUAUUUUAAAGUUGAGCUGCAACAUAUACUAUCCAAUCAAAAUGAAAAUUCUGAAAGAUUGCUGUCAAUUGAAAAUCUAUUGGAAGGAAAAUCUAAAAAUUAUAUGACUAACUUAGAGACUAUUUGCAUGUUAGAUUGUCCUUUGCCAAUAGACAGUGAAAUAGACUUAAACACAUUAGAAGACAAAGCCUUAGGAGAUUUGGAGUUUAAAAAUAAUUUGAUACACGAGUUAUCCUGUGUGGGUGGGAAAAAUUUGAAAUCAGCUGUUAAAAGAAUUAUGUCUAAACUAUUUACUAAUAGUUUUCUCUCACAAUAUUCAUUUUCCGGGAAGAAGGGGAAAAAGAAAUUUUGUGAUUUAUUUAUUCUUCCUAUAAUUUUAAAAUCUAUAAAGAAACAACUGAAAUUUAAGAACACUAGUGAUCACGAAAUUGAAGAACCAAUCAAAUUAUAUUUAGCUCAAGCACCAUUUGCUAAUGCAAAUAAAAAAUAAUUAUUAUUUUAUUAUAUGUUGUAUUAUUUGUUAAAAUAAAUGAUAUAACAAUAAAUUGUUUUCAUUUUUCAA